GCCUUCUCCUCGACGCUGAACCGUCUUCCCUUCCCUCCCGUCCGCGUCCGUCUUCAUCGAUUGUGUCAUCAUCAUCUAUCCUACCUUGCUUUUUUCCUCCUCCUCCUCCUCCCCCCUCCUCGCUGCUUGUCCCCUUUCCCUCCUGUUUCCUGCUCCAGCCCUGUUUGUUGAUUGUUGCCAGCGUCGUCCUGUUCUCUCCGCCAGCCAUUUCUGCUUGUUGUGCGGUGACCCCUCCUCAACCCCGUCGAAGCCGCGCUUCCACCGCCAGCCAUCCUCCUUCAUUGUCAUUCCCAUUCUCCCACUACAUCUUCCUGGCUGCGCUCGCCCUUCCAACGCCCUCUUUUCUCUCGUCGAUCUCUCUGCGUUGCUGCGGCUGCGACUCCGCCUCCCAGAACUACUCACUACCAUCCGUUCCCCUCCUUCCCAUUCGUUGUCUCGCCAUUCUCUUCCGCCUCCUUCUCUAGUCUCCUCCAUUGAAAACUAUGGAUGGUAUUGACAUCAAAAAGUCAGUCUUUAGCAUGGGGAAGCAGACCGCCAAUGUUGUUCCUCAUCCUGCAAACGUCAAUGGCGGCAAGAAGCGACGGAAAGGCACCGAUUUGAAGCCUAUUGUUACUAAUGAAAACACCCCCGCGACCGACCCCGAAGGUGCCACCGUGAUUCCUCCUCCCCCUCAAAAGCCUUCCUCAUAUCCCAUCUCGCUAUCGCGCUCCUCUUCCUCCUCCGGUGAGGACCUCGAGACUACGGCGGAAGAGGAGGAUUCCGAGGACUACUGCAAGGGCGGUUACCAUCCCGUGAGUGUCGGGGAAACGUACAAGAAUGGUCGCUACGUCGUGGUGCGCAAGCUAGGCUGGGGUCAUUUUUCGACCGUAUGGCUCUCCAAGGAUACGGUCACUGGGCGACACGUCGCCCUCAAAGUCGUGCGCUCCGCGGCCCACUACACCGAAACCGCCAUCGAUGAGAUCAAGCUACUCAACCGGAUCGUCCAGGCCAAACCAGACCAUCCAGGUCGGAAACACGUCGUUAGUCUUCUCGAUUCUUUCGAGCACAAGGGUCCCAAUGGUGUUCAUGUCUGCAUGGUAUUCGAGGUGCUGGGAGAGAACCUGCUAGGUCUGAUCAAGCGCUGGAAUCAUCGCGGCAUUCCCAUGCCGCUGGUGAAGCAGAUUACGAAGCAGGUACUAUUGGGGUUAGACUACAUGCACCGCGAAUGCGGUAUCAUCCACACCGAUCUAAAGCCGGAGAAUGUGUUGAUCGAAAUCGGCGAUGUCGAGCAGAUCGUACAGACCUACGUCAAGGAGGAGGCCAAGAAGGAUACCAAAGGGGACAACCGUAAUGGGCGCAGACGUCGACGGACUCUCAUCACGGGGAGUCAGCCGCUGCCCAGUCCGCUGAACACCAAUUUCAGUUUCGAUUUUAAACACUCCACACACAAUUCACAUAGCAGCCUCAGUCAGAUUGUCAGCGAGACUUCCAGUAAGUGUUAUUCUAAUCGCGUACCUUCAUUCCCGAGUGCUGAGUGUCUUUCCCCUCCUCUUUUAAUAGCCCCGACUGGAAAGGAGGACUUCUCGAUGAAGGAGCGACUUGGUAUCAAGGACGAUGAUGAGAAGCAGAAGCAACGGGAAAAGACAACGUAUGUUCACUUUUUCUUUCCCCCACCCCUUAAUGCUGCAGUGCACGCGGAAAUCGAUCCUCUAAACCGUCUCCGAAUUAACUGAGAAACAGGGAUCUGCUGGAAAGGGAGGUUUCGGGUAUUUCACUCGACAAGGAUACUUCCAAGACGCCAAGUGAUGGGCCAGAGUCCCAUAUUAUUUCAGUCAAAAUUGCCGACCUAGGAAAUGCCUGCUGGGUUGGCCACCACUUUACGAACGACAUCCAAACCCGACAAUACCGUUCACCCGAAGUUAUCCUGGGCUCCAAGUGGGGUGCUAGCACAGACAUUUGGAGCAUGGCUUGCAUGGUUUUCGAGCUCAUCACUGGAGAUUAUCUUUUCGACCCUCAAUCAGGCACGAAGUACGGCAAGGAUGAUGACCACAUUGCCCAGAUCAUUGAACUCUUGGGCACAUUUCCCAAGUCGAUGUGUUUCUCCGGCAAGUGGUCGCACCAGAUAUUCAACCGCAAAGGCGAAUUGCGCAAUAUCCACCGACUGCGGCACUGGGCAUUGCCUGAUGUGCUAAGGGAGAAAUAUCACUUUUCACAGGAAGAGAGUAUGCGCAUCAGUGAUUUCUUGUUGCCGAUGCUGGAGUUGCUCCCCGAAGACCGGGCCAAUGCGGGCGGUAUGGUUGCGCACGAAUGGAUGAAGGAUACCCCAGGGAUGGAUUCGGUUGACCUCGGUAUUGCGCCUGGCACUCGGGGUGAGGGGAUUAAUGGAUGGGCUUCUGAAGUAAAGAGGAGAUGAACAGGAGGUAAAGAGAAAAAUUACUUCUUCAACAAGCUAGAGUGGAAUCGCGAUGGCAGAUAUACCCAACGUGCCUGAUGGGAUGGGAGGUUGGCUUACGAUCUACAAAUGUUACUGAUGCUCCGGUCUCAUGCUCCUUUUGCCUCUUCUGUCUUCUUUUAGCCCCUUCCUGUUCAGGGUUGGUGGUUGGAUUAAAGGGUUCUUUAUUGAUCUCAUGCUUUCCGCUCUUACCACUUCCCGCGCCUCAUCCUUUCUUUGCAUGGAUAGAGUCCGGAUCACACCGUGCCUGUUCAUCUGUCUAGGUAUGCGUCUGCUAUGAAUCGUUAUUGAUGGCCCAAUGGCCGUCUGGGCCGGUUAUCUGCAAGGGCUGGGUUGGCAUGCCUACACAUGACGGAGUACACCGAUAUAUCGUUUAUCUGUUCUGGCCAUUUUUGUUUUUGUCGCCAUCUCUCUCUCUCUCUCUUUUUUUUUUUUUUUUUUUUUUUUUUUC
Messenger RNA from Monascus purpureus, 2882 nucleotides. NCBI's taxonomy places the organism in Eukaryota, Fungi, Ascomycota, Eurotiomycetes, Eurotiales, Aspergillaceae. The record is from the annotation of a GenBank genome assembly.